Messenger RNA from Sinocyclocheilus rhinocerous, 3702 nucleotides. RefSeq names its product fibroblast growth factor 11-like. Gene Ontology annotation, molecular function: growth factor activity. NCBI's taxonomy places the organism in Eukaryota, Metazoa, Chordata, Actinopteri, Cypriniformes, Cyprinidae. The transcript has 5 exons. Bases 1583 to 2326 code for a protein of 247 amino acids. The record is from RefSeq and is a predicted model, not a curated record.
AGAAGGAGGGUUCUGAGUGACAGAGAGGGAGGGCAGAAAAAAGGUAAGGGGAGGGUUUACAAAGGGAUGGAAAGAGAGAACGAGGGAGUAAAGCAAAGCAUGUUGCCAGUGUUGGCUCCGGAACUCACUGUGAGCGGGGACGGGAGGGAGGGAGAGCAAAAGAGAGACUGAGAGUCACACAUUCACACACUCUCUCAAUCACUCUCAUACACACACACACAUAAACUCUCACAUUCUCGCACAGAUUCAGAGGUGCCUUGCUGAAGAGACCUUGUUACACACGCCUGCAGGGAUGAGAAUACUUUAAGCAGUGAAAACUGGGCUAAAACUGAAGACAGGAGCGCUGGAACAGACCCGACAGCUCAUGAGGACCUUCUUCAAACGGGACCUUCACAGCAUGUGAAGCCGGACGAACAGAUAUGUGCACCAUCCAUCCUUAACAUUCCUUCGUUUCAUCCCUCCAUCCGUGCCUCCCUCCUACCUCUCCUCUCAAGUGGUGUGAAGGACACGGAGCUACGAGUUCCUCAGUGCUCUCUGCCUGGUUGCCUUACGGGAGUCUGGGGAGGCUUGGUGCUCCCCUUCGCUCUCCUGCGCUCUCACUCGUUCAUGAAUGUCACCUCUAUCUGCGGAAGCCCUUGGAAUUUACAAACACUCUCUCGGGAGCUUGGGGAGAGAGAGCAAAGGGGGAUGUCAGAAGGGCUGAGAAGGGAGAGAACUUACGAUUCCUUUCAUCCUUAUCCAUCUGAUCAUCCACAGACAUGAAGUCCAGAGUUGACGACACCAGUUCUUGACUUUUACUCAGUGUGUCUGUCUUUGUUUUUGGUGUUUUUGCAGUCGGAAUCAGGUAAUGGAGUUUCUCUAAGAUUGUCUCAGGAUAUUGUUCCUUUUCUCAGUAGGAUCUGUAUUUUAGUUCGUUUUAUGCAUCCCUCGAUCUUCUCCGUUUUACGAGGAUCUCACUGAUAUGUGGAGCCGUGCGGAUAAAGCGAUUGGACAAUUUAUGCCUUUUUUCUGAACUCGCAGAAUGAUUUCUGAUCCGGGUGAUUUCUGAAGAUCGAUCCCACACUAAAAGGUGGAAGGGAAGUGAGAGACCAGGGCUUCUGGGGGCUCAGAGCUUCAGGGAUAGAGUCGGAUGGAGGGUAUGGUGGUGCUGUGAUGGCUCACUUAUCUUCCAGAAUUCCAGUACGUUUCCAUGGAUCAUCAGCUGCCACUUUUCCAGUCCGUAUGCUGUGCAACGAGACCUGAAAUACAACAAACAAUCCCAACAACGACAGCUGCCGUUCAUCAGAAUCACAACACCAGGAAUUCUGCAUUCCAGGGACUGUUUUGAUAGCCAAAGAAACAAAUAAAGUUUAUUGUGAACUUCACAACUGUUUUGCCCCACCCCCUUACCCCUCUUAAACCAAGCCCCUUUUUGUUCCCUACCAAGUUGUGACGCAUUCUCCCCUUGGUUAUUGUGGGAGACCCCGCUGUUCUCCAAACAUCUGCUGUCUCCUGCUCCUGUCCUCCGUGGCCCUGGGUGAUCGGACAGGUGGGCGGCCCACUGACGCCCUCUGCGCCCUACGGGUGAGCCGGGCACAGCAAAAUGGCUGCCCUCGCCAGCUCACUGAUCCGGCAGCGCAGGGAAGUCAAGGACCCCCAGGCCAACCGACAGAUCUCCACCAAACGCAAGCCUUGCCCCAAGAGCAACAAGUCGCUCUGCCAGAAACAGAUCCUCAUCCUCAUCUCCAAAGUCCGGCUUUGUGGCAGUCGAGGAAGAAAACUAGAAAAAAGACCCGACCCUCAGCUGAAAGGUAUCGUCACACGUCUGUAUUGUCGGCAUGGCUUCUACCUGCAAAUGUUACCCGAUGGCACCUUGGACGGCACAAAGGACGAAAACAGCUCCUUCUUGCUGUUCAACUUGAUUCCUGUGGGUCUGAGGAUAGUGGCCAUCCAGAGCACCAAGACAGGACUCUACAUAGGCAUGAACAGCGAGGGCUACCUCUACACAUCAGAACAUUUCACGCCGGAGUGCAAGUUUAAGGAGUGUGUGUUUGAGAACUAUUAUGUCACAUACUCCUCGAUCUUGUACCGUCAAACGCAGUCGGGUCGGGCCUGGUACAUUGGCAUUAACCGAGACGGACAGGUCAUGAAAGGAAAUCGGGUCAAAAAGACUAAAGGAGCAGCCCACUUCCUGCCCAAGCUCAUAGAGGUUGCCAUGUACAGGGAACCAUCGCUACAUGCCGUUGCUGAGCAAAGCCCACCUAGGAAAACGGCCAAAACAUCAGACUCCCCCGUCCAUAAAAACAGCAAGAAAGAUCAAGUGCUUCCCGCCUCCACAGCCUCCUAGCGGCACUAGAAGACACUCUUCGUUUGCACGGACACGCCAUGAACGCCAACAGUGGCACAGGAGGUUUGGUACAAACAAUGUUUGUAGGCCCUCCACCGACCCUCAGAACUUUGAUAUUUCCAACAAUGAAUCAGGGCUCAAAAGACCCUUGCCGACAAGUCUAAUGCCCACCGCACUUCCUUUUGGUCUCCCCUGCUCCUUAAUCAAGGGAAUACCGAGCAAUAAUAACCGCGCUGGUCUGGGGUCAGAAUGUGACGGCAUCGCUUUUGUGAGAACAGCAACUCCUAAAAGAAAGGAUCUUUGUCUUCCUCUCCUUUUUUAGUAUUUCAAGAAGAAACACUUCCUCUUGUGAAGCAAUUCGUGCUUGACAUUUAAACCCUCCGUUUCCUUUGUUCAAGCAUUCAUAGAUUCCCCGAAAUCUGUUUUCUUUUCUUUCUUUUUUUUACAGAGAUCCCCCGUCAUCUCUAAGCCUUGUUUGUAAUCUCCUCUCCCUUCUCUACCUCUUCUGCACUUUGAUUAGCUUGAGACACAGAGGCUAUUUUCCACUUCACAACACAGGAAAAGCCCCGCACACUCUCCCGGGGACCAUUAAGGAUGCCACCACAUACUCACACACAGACACACACACACAUACACCAAAUAACUAAAUAAAUAAAACUUCCCCUUCUCUUUGGAUGAGGAUGUUUAGAGUCAUUGUACCUUAGGCAGUGCAAACCUUUCUCUGCUCAUCGGCUCCUGCGCUGAUGAGUCUGCGGAGGCUGGACGUGUGAGUGUGUGUGUGUGUGUGCAGUGAACAGUAAUACAAUAUAAUUUGUAAGAUGACUCAUAACAGAGGCAGUAGGGCGGCAUUAUUGUUUAUUUUUGUUGUGAUAAGUCGUUGUUUUUCUCAUUGCAAUAUGCCCAGAGAGCAAUAUCGGUACAGCUGCACUCUUUCUCCUCUUCUUAGCAUGUGUGUUGCUUUCGAGCAGGGUUUCUCAAAGUAGAUAUGCUGACUACUGAGGCUGCAAGUUUCCCAAAGUUCAUGUCCCUACAUUCAAUUUAAUUCUAUUACAUUUGCCUGAGAGCAAAGGCACUUCACCCAGCCGAAUGAAACAACACAAGUGCUGAAAAAGGUCCAAUUCUGCUUCAUUUUCUUCUGAAAAAAUUGGGGAAUGGGACCCGGAGGAGCUCAAAGGGAAUCAUUUUGGGAAACCUUGCACAGAGAGUCCAAACAGACCUGUAACUUCUCACCUCCAGAGGUGUUGAGAAUAUCAGUAUGUAAAUGAAAAUGUGUUCUAAGUGCUAUGAGGAACCUGAUGACACAUCGCACUUCUGCCUUUGCAGUAAUAUUUCUAAUAAUGUUUUCAUGCAUAUCACCUACAUUAUGGAAAUAUGAU